This is a messenger RNA of Xenopus tropicalis (tropical clawed frog), 4704 nucleotides long. RefSeq names its product scaffolding CK1 anchoring protein G (gene sack1g). Gene Ontology annotation, cellular component: cytoplasm. NCBI's taxonomy places the organism in Eukaryota, Metazoa, Chordata, Amphibia, Anura, Pipidae. The record is from RefSeq and is a predicted model, not a curated record. The transcript is spliced from 5 exons. Bases 97 to 2946 code for a protein of 949 amino acids.
UAAGUUGUGUGAGGAGAGGAUCAGUGAGGGGAGCGCUGCCGGCAGGCAGGAGUCGGGGAGAGAGCGGGUAUCUGCCGAGGGGCAGCAGGGCACACCAUGGCGCUGUCACAGCUCCAAUGCCUGGACAAUAACCAUGUGAACUGGAGGGCCAGCGAGAGCAAAGCCGAGUUCUUCUACAGCGAGGAGCAGAGGCUGGCCCUGGAGGCGCUGCUGGCCCGGGGGACCGACGCUUUCUAUGGGGUCGUCAAGCAGGAGAACAUCAGGGACUUCCUCUCCGAGCUGGAGCUGAGCAGGAUCGCCGGCCGGCUGGAGCCCUUUGACCCCGACUCUGGCCACUGCAGGGCGGCCGGGGAGGAUGGCGAGCUGGAUAGUGGGGAGGAAGAGGAGGAUGGGGGGCAGUCGCUGGAGUACUGGCCCGAAAGAUCGGACUGUUCCAUUCCAGAGCUGGACUUGGGCUGGCCCGAAGCUGUAGCCUAUCGGGGGGUGACCAGGGCCACGGUGUACAUGCAGCCCCCGGUAGAUGGGCAGCCCCAUAUCAAGGAGGUGGUCAGGAAGAUGAUCAACCAGGCGCAGAAGGUAAUUGCUGUCGUCAUGGACCACUUUACGGAUAUAGAUAUUUUUAAGGACCUGCUAGAUGCCGGCUUCAAAAGGAAGGUCUCCGUGUAUAUCAUUCUGGAUGAAACAGACGUCAAGUACUUCCUGCAGAUGUGCGAGAAAGCUCAGAUGCACAAAGGGCACCUUAAGAACCUGAGAAUCCGCAGCGUGGGGGGCUCCGAGUUCUACACGCGCUUUUCCACCAAAUUCAAGGGGUCUUUGGGGCAGAAGUUCAUGUUUGUGGAUGGAGACAAAGCAGUGUGUGGCUCCUACAGUUUCACCUGGUCAGCUGCAAGAAUCGAUCGGAAUAUUAUCACCAUGCUUUCUGGACAAGUGGUAGAAACCUUUGACCGGCAGUUCCAGGAUCUCUACCUCAUCUCUAAGGGAGUCAGUCUCAAGAAUAUUCCAAUGGAAAAUGAACCAGAGCCUGAACCAGUGUUGCAACCAACCUCUGUACCUUCAGGCCCCUCAGAAGCAAUUGCCAAGAAGCUCAUUAAUCCGAAGUAUGCACUGGUCAGAACCAAAAGUGCCAGUGAUACAGGGGCUGAGCUGAAACAAGAAAAAAAUUCAAAAUGCAAUAAUAUUGUCGCUAAACCCAAAGCAAAGCUCAUAGAACAGCCACCCCAUGAGCAACAGAAACACCCAGGCCUACAAAAUAUGGAGAAGGCAAACAUGUUUGACUACCUGCCCACCUGGGUGGAGCCAGAUCCUGAACCAGGAAGUGAUAUUUUGGGAUACAUUAAUAUUAUCGACCCAAACAUUAAGAAUCCUCAGCUUUACCAGAUGAAUAGGAUCAAGAUUUGUGAUACGUCACAAGCCACUGCCCAAUUCCUGCAAGACAAGGAGCAGGAGCUGAAACAGUCUGAAUGCCAGGGAGAAUCUGAGCCGAAUUCUGAGAAGGAAAAGUCUGGAUGUGGCAAUAGUGAAACGACUACAAUGAGAAAAGAGGAGGAACCUUCUGAAACCCUUGUUCAUACAAAUAAAUUGAACCAAGGCAGAGAAGAAGUGGAACACUCUCCUAGCCCGGCCAAGGAUUCUACACAAACCAGUGAAGUCAAGAAGUCUUCUCCAAGCCAGAGCAGUGGUUCCAAAGUAAGUCAGACUAGCCAAGGUGAAGCGUCUAUGCCAAGCCAGACAAAUGUCUCAGCCAGCCAAGAUAAUCAACCAGCUUCAUGUCAGGGCAAGGACAUUGUUUCCAAAAAUCCCAGGCAAGAGGAGGCAUCUAAUGUUAGCAGUAGCAGUGGAGCUACACUUGUACAGGGCAGUCAAGGGGAGCCACCCGUGUCAAGCACAGAGGAAGCAUCAGCACCAUCACCAGCUCCUUGUGGGAACUUGGAGAAAGAGCCUGUAAAAGACACUGUUGAUAAACCACCAGAAACUAGUGGUAAAGACCCUCCACUAGAGAAUUUUGAGUCCCUGCUGAAAAGUCAGCAUCUUGUCAUUCCCAGUAACAAAGAGCCAACAUCAGGACCACCAGUGCCAAAGCCACGGACACUGCCGGUAGUGGACUUUAUAAGCAUGAAAAAUGCACAGAAUGCCAAAGCAGGAAGUACGAGCCCGUGCCUAGCUGAAAGCAUCAUGCCUUCCGUCAAUGGAUUGGACACGGAAAGGACAGAAGACACCACUCAGAAUGAGAAAGCAGAGGAUGACAGUGACGAGGGUUUGCAAUAUUUCUCCAGCGGCUCCGGCUCUCUCCCCCCUUCCAGUAAUUCUUCUAUAUCAGAGGAGUACUACUUGCCCACUCAACUGCAGAGAAGGAACUCAGAGGAUCUUUUCAAUGGGGAAUACUAUCCUGGGCAGAGGAAGAUGAGCGACGGCCACAUAAGCCGAGGAAGCUUCCUUAGUCCUCUCCAGACAAUGAUGGACAUGGGGCAGAUGGAGAACGGAAGAAGGAGGAACCCCGCUUUUGAGCAAGAGCUAAAGAUGGCGAUGGCCAAUAGCCACCCGAUGCAUGGGAAUGAAAUGAUUUAUUCUAUGGAACCUAACCAGGGGUAUCCAUUUGGCAGUAACGGCCCGUCUCCAAGCUACGACAGGUUGCACAUCCAUCAUCAGGCCAAAAACCCAGGGAGAGCCAGAGGCAGGAAAGAAAGCACGGGGGUUCUCCGGGGGUACCCUCAAAUCAGAAAGCCUGAAGGACUGGCGGCACGGCACGGCUUCUGGGGGCCCAAUCACGCGGCCAAUCCUCCCAGUCCUCUAACGGCAAACCCCAUGCCUGUCGAGAACCCGACCACUCCAUUCGGAAUCCCCUUCUCUAAGCUAGCUCAAGCCAAGCAUCUCAAAACCAAAAUGGGAGCUUCUAAUCUGGACUCGAGGCGGAGAGGACACGGGUACCUAGGACACAAGGACCACUGAGUUUAUCCUUGGCACCUCGGCCUCUGGGAUGUCUUCCUUCUGAUUUCCUCUCUCUCCAGUCCGGGUCCGAGUCACAGGUUCAUGUUGCGGACGGCAGAAAUGCGCAGAUGAAUGUAUAUGGAAAUACGCCCAAUACUUGGGUACCGCCAUAUUUAGUUUUUUCUUUUCCGCUCCACUCAUGGAGAAGGACCAAAAAUGUGCUGCUAAGGUUUCCCUCCCUACAGGUGUCUGUCUGUCCCAAUACAAAUGUAUAUACCUAAGUGUAAAUAGGCACUGGGCAGUUUGGGGUAUGUUACAUAAGCUCUGCACCUCGUCCAGUCUCGCUCAAGCUGUUUACUGUCUUACUUGAAACAGGUCAUUUAUAGAAGCUCCGUUGUUCCACCCAUGAAGGCUUCUUACCCAGCUUUGGCUGUAGGUUGAACCUUAUGGAAGUGGGAUGAUGGGAGUGGGAGUUUGUUUUUUCAGGACCUGCAGAUUGCCCACCCCUUGGAUCAUGUGAAUUUUUAGCCCAUUAGGACCCCUUUUGAAAGAGCGGCCUCUACUGGCCCAACAGGGUUCCGUGCACCUUGUGACGAGCUCCAUAGCAGCGGUGCACGUCGGCGCAGCCUCCUUUUCUAGCACUGGGCUGGCGUCAGCCCGACGGUGGGCUUUUUUUCAAUUCGGAGGGGCGGUCUGCAAGUUUCCAGGCUGAUGAUUAAUAUUAUUUUGGUGUUUGUAAAUUUGAACUUUUUUUUUUUUACUGUUAAUAUUUAUGAGAUUGUAUAAAAUGUGCAACCUGGAACUGUACAGUGAAUAAUGUACUGUAUGUGAGUAAUUGGUGUUAUGGGGAAGCUACAGUACACGUUUUACAGUAUUUUGCAGGGCAUCAGUAUAUUACAUUUAGAUAGAUAGUGUGCCCUUCCUUUGGUUUGUUUUUUUUAUUUCAGAUUCAUUGAAUUCCAGUGGCUGUGUGAUCUCUAGGAUCUCUGGCACAGGGAUUAACAGUCGCCUACCUAUGGGGGCCAGCAACAGCGAGCUUGGCACAGUCAGCCAUGUUUCUGCACCUUGUACCCUGCCCUGCUACUAAAUGGUGCAGAUCUGGGUGCUCCUUUUGGAACACUGACCCCAACAGGGCCCUGUAGAGCAGGUAUGGGGACAGGGCUGCAGUGACAAUGAGCACUAAGGAGCCUACUAAAGCGCCCCUAUUGCUCUUCUGCCUGGGAUUUCUGUAUAUGAUCUAUUUUACAUUUUGCCCUGGGUGGCUUAAAUGUCAUAUCUAGGCAAGAUGACAGUUUGCUGCCGUUACCCUAGUUUAAGGCUACAGCCAUGCAGGGCUGGUUCUCGGCCUGUGGAUAAACACAAGUCAAGAAUCGGCCCCCCCUGCACCCAGAGCCACUAUGUUGGGCACAUGGAGUGGAUUUUGGCUCUGAAAUGCCUGCCUCGUGUGCCUGCACCUAGGCCAACGCUAUAGCUCCGGGGCCAGGCUUGUGGAAAGGCCGUUUGGAGCGUAGGUUCUGAGAACAUGGCUGUAGCCUAAAGGGUUAUAAUACCAAUUGAUCCACUAUGAAUGUAAAUCUGCCCCAGGGUACUGCAUUCUGUAUACACCUCCUGUGCAAACUACUGCCCUUUGCUUUCAGCCAUUUUGGACCCAGAGCUCCUCCCUGCAUUGUGCGCCAGUAGAUGUACAGGCAGGAAGUCUGAUGUGGGUUGAAAAACGCUUCCCCUCCCUUACAAUUGUGGUCAUACCCUACAUAUCUCCUUAAAAAAAAAAAAAAAAAA